Penicillium lagena is the source of this 558-nucleotide messenger RNA. RefSeq names its product U6 snRNA-associated Sm-like protein LSm1. Gene Ontology annotation, molecular function: RNA cap binding. Bases 1 to 558 code for a protein of 185 amino acids. Gene Ontology annotation, biological process: deadenylation-dependent decapping of nuclear-transcribed mRNA. The transcript is spliced from 4 exons. Gene Ontology annotation, cellular component: Lsm1-7-Pat1 complex; P-body. The record is from RefSeq and is a predicted model, not a curated record. Lineage: Eukaryota; Fungi; Ascomycota; Eurotiomycetes; Eurotiales; Aspergillaceae.
AUGGAGCGAUUAUCCCUCAACGACAGCCCUGCUGGCGGACAGCAGCAGCAGCAGCAGCGAAACCAACAGUUCCAUCAACAGAAUUCCCUCGGUCCCUCGGCCCCAGGCCAAAUGGGCCAGCAGCAGCAGACUUCCGGCCCGCCGCAAUUGCCGCCGCAAAUGUUCACGACCGCGGCCCAGUUGCUCGACUUGACAGAUAAAAAACUUGUCCUCGUCCUUCGCGAUGGGAGGAAACUGAUCGGCGUGCUGCGAAGCUGGGAUCAAUUCGCGAAUCUCGUUCUUCAGGAAACCAUCGAACGGAUCUACGCAGGGAAUCUGUAUGCCGAUGUGCCGCGCGGCAUUUUCCUCGUUCGCGGCGAGAAUGUUCUUCUUCUAGGCGAAGUGGACCUCGACCGCGAGGAUGAUAUCCCCUCCUCUGUCACCAAGGCCUCGUUCGAGGAGGUCUUCGAACUCAAGAAGAAGGAAGACAGCCAGCGCAAAUCCGGCGAUAAGAAGCGCCACACCCAUCUAUCGGCGCUGGGCUUUGAGCCUGAACAUAGCGGGGAGAUUUUGUUUUAA